This is a messenger RNA of Eremomyces bilateralis CBS 781.70, 411 nucleotides long. RefSeq names its product ankyrin. The record is from RefSeq and is a predicted model, not a curated record. Gene Ontology annotation, cellular component: nucleus; cytoplasm. Lineage: Eukaryota; Fungi; Ascomycota; Dothideomycetes; Eremomycetales; Eremomycetaceae. The transcript has a single exon. Gene Ontology annotation, molecular function: protein binding. The annotation marks the transcript as partial.
UUCGGAUUCCCCCUCCAAGCUGCCGCCGCCCGUUGCGACUCCUCCGCACUCGACCACCUCCUCGCCGCCGGCGCCGCCAUCAACACCUCCAGCGGCUUCUACGGCACCGCAACCCAGGCCUCCGCCGCGAAGGGCGAGCGCGGCUUCGUGUGCCUGAACCUCCUCCUCAAAGCUGGUGCCGACCCGAACAUCCCGCUCGGCUACUUCUACACGCCGCUGCAAGCCGCCUCGCGCGCCGCGCAUCUUCCGUCGAUUCAGAAGCUGCUCGAGGCGGGGGCUGACCCGAGCCCAGAGAGACCGGGUGGGCCGUUUGGGACGCCGCUGCAUGCAGCGACGGCGGGGGGGCAUGUGGAGGCGGUGAGGUUGCUGUUGGAGGCGGGGGCGAAUAAGACUAUGAAGGCGCGUUGCGGU